AUGUUGAACGUUGUGUACAAGCGGAAACAGAUAAACUUUGAUGUAACGUACAGUGGGAAGGUUUGCCAAAGCUGGGAUCGUAAAUAUCCUCAUGAGCAUGACUUUUUCCAGGAUUAUUUUGCAACUUAUGUUUUCUUGUAUGAUAUUCUUGGUAAAGAAGAUACCAAGAAUCCGCAAAUGAACUAUGGCGAUAACGAAACAAUUGACUUUUACUGUGACAAUGGAAAGACUGUGCCACAUCACGCCAAGUGUAAUGGUAGAUUUGAAUGUAAAGAUCUAACAGAUGAAAACGGUUGCCAAAGGAACUUUACAGGACAUCAGCUGUUGCCACCUUUCAAUGAGAGUGAAAACAUAUCAUCAUAUAAUUUCAUCGGGAUGUUCUUCGUUUGCACAACUAACGAAUGGAUAAACAUAAUUGCCGUCUGCGAUACAGUUACAGAUUGUUUUGAUUCUUCAGAUGAGAAAAAUUGUGCCGAUUUGUCAGAUACGGUGUAUCUACAUGCCUAA
Mercenaria mercenaria is the source of this 507-nucleotide messenger RNA. RefSeq names its product low-density lipoprotein receptor class A domain-containing protein 3-like. The transcript has 4 exons. NCBI's taxonomy places the organism in Eukaryota, Metazoa, Mollusca, Bivalvia, Venerida, Veneridae. Gene Ontology annotation, cellular component: plasma membrane. The coding region runs from base 1 to 507 and encodes 168 amino acids. The record is from RefSeq and is a predicted model, not a curated record. Gene Ontology annotation, molecular function: protein binding.